GCAGCAUCAUUCGCGUUCAGUCGAUGCGCACAAUUUGUGCGGUAGUGUACGCUACGUUUCUUUUUACCGUUUUCGCCUUCUCGUAUGUAACGAAGAGCCGAGAGAAGAGAACAAUUUAGCAAAAUCGUACGCCCCAAAGCGAAUACGAUACUUUACGUAAACGAAACCAAGUGAUUCGAGUAUCGAAGAGUAAAUACCGUGAGAGUGUCGUGGAGAAAGUGAAUCCGCGAGAUGAGUACUCCGGUGAAAAAGGUGCCCAUUCAUCUGCAGAGUUCGCAGAACAGAUUGUUAAUUAAGAAUGGCAAGGUCGUUAAUGACGAUGGGAUAAUCGACAGCGAUGUCUACAUUGAGGAUGGGAUUAUCAGGCAAAUGGGACGCAAUCUCAUUAUUCCUGGCGGUACAAGAACCAUUGAUGCUCGUGGAAGAUACGUAAUGCCCGGUGGAAUUGAUCCGCACACGCAUUUCGAGUUUGAAUUUAUGGAUACCAAGACAGUAGAUGACUUUUAUCAGGGCACGAAAGCUGCUGUCGCUGGCGGUACCACGAUGAUCAUUGAUUUCGCGAUACCGCGCAAAGACGAAAGCCUUGUGGAAGCUUACGAGAGAUACAGGCAUAUGGCGGAUCAAAAAGUCUGCUGCGAUUAUGCGUUGCACGUCGCUGUCACAUCUUGGAGUCCGAAGGUCAAAGAGGAUAUGGCGACGUUAGUGAAGAAUCACGGCGUUAAUAGCUUCAAAAUGUUUAUGGUGUACUCAUUUAUGCUCAGAGAUCCAGAGCUGAUUGAGACUUUCAAGGCGUGCAAAGAAUUAGGCGCCAUUGCUAUGGUGCAUGCGGAGAACGGUGAUCUUGUUGCAGAGAAUACGAAAACAUUAUUAGCCGCAGGAGUAACCGGCCCGGAAGGUCAUGAGAUGUCACGCCCCGAAGAGGUCGAAGCGGAGGCUGUGAAUAGAGUGUGUGUUAUCGCCAAUCAGGUCAAUUGCCCGCUAUACAUAGUGCAUGUGAUGAGCCGUAGUGCCGCUGAGCAAGUGGAGAACGCGCGUAAGCGCGGCGUUUGCGUCUUUGGUGAAACUUUGGCAGCUGCAAUCGGUACGGACGGUACCAACUACUUACACAAAUGCUGGAGACAUGCCGCCGGUCAUGUUCUAAGUCCACCACUCAGACCAGAUCCAGAGACGCCACAAGUACUCGUGAACUCGUUAGCUAAAGAUAAUCUUCAAGUUAUCGGCAGUGACAAUUGCACGUUCAAUUCUGAGCAGAAAGCUUUGGGCAAAGAUGAUUUUUCCAAAAUUCCCAACGGCGUGAAUGGGGUGGAAGAUAGGAUGGCAGUGCUCUGGGAAAAGGGUGUGCACGCUGGCAUAAUGGAUCCCACGCGAUUCGUUGCGGUCACUAGCACAAAUGCCGCCAAAAUCUUCAACCUGUAUCCUCGAAAGGGCGUUAUAGCCGUCGGCUCGGACGCUGACAUUGUCGUUUGGGAUCCCAACAGGAAACGCACCAUUUCCGCCCAGACCCACGUCCAGGCCGUUGACUUCAACAUCUUCGAAGGUAUGGAAGUAACUGGCGUACCUGAAUAUGUGAUUGUCAAUGGACGCGUAUGCGUAGACGAGUGUGAACUUAAAGCUGUUCAUGGCUUUGGAAAAUAUAUAGACGCAGAUCCAUUCGGAUCCUAUGUGUAUGACAUGAUAAAUGACAAAGAAAAGAGACCACGUGGAGUUGCACGAACCGAAGCGGAAGCAAAGAGAUUUGCAGAGGAAGACGCCGCAAUUGCGAAGGCUAGAGAAGAAGCAAGAGCAGCAGCUGCGACUGCGGCUGCGGCACGAGCCAAUCAGAACGGUUCGAUUUACGAUGGUCCAAAAAUUAAAUUGCCAACUACCACUUGUAUACCUACCUUACCGGAAUCAGCCGUGGUGACACCAUCCACGAAGGGCCCAAGACUCGAAGGACAAAGAAAUCUACAAGAUUCUACUUUCUCUAUCAGCGAGGAUGUUGAAGAAGCACGAAGGGCAUGCAUUCGCGUAAAUAAUCCCCCGGGCGGGCGCAGUGCGGGAGGCUUUUGGUAAUUUUUACAAAAAGAAAGAGCAUCAAGCUUUAUAUAUAUAAGAGUCAUUUAAUGCGAGAGUUGAAUGGGAUUUCACUUCUUUUCCUCCUUCCUUUAUCAUAUUCCUUUUACGUCACAAGACAUCUUUUUUUCGUUUCGUACACAUCUUUUUUUUAUUUCGAAGAAUAUCAACCUUGCUUUCAGAUUUGUUAUUCAUUAAAUAUUACACCAAGUUUUCACAUUAUAUUCCUAUCGAUUAAGGUCUGUUCCAUCGAAGGAGGAUACGAAAGCAACUGGCCAAUAGGUUGUACAUUCAUAUAUUCAUAUUAAUUGUUCAACUUUCGCUUCAUUAUCACUUCAAUGCAUUGCUGCAUUGUAUCAAUGGUGCUUGAAUAAUUAAUUUUGGUCUAUUUGCCGAUUUAUACAUUUAACAAUUAUUUUCUUUGAUUUUUUGACAAUUUUUUAAUGUUAUGUUAAUAGAUUUUUUCGUUAUCUUUAUUUCGUGAUUUAUUUAUUGUUGCACACAAAAGCAUACGUAUGUUACGAUUUGUGUUACGUCAGUAGAUGUAGAUUACAACAAGAUAUUUAACGCCGUAUUUAACGCCUGAGCGAAAUACUAUAUUGAUCGAGGUGUCUUUGAAACAAAGAUUUUAAUAAUUUAUUUAAAAAAUUAAUUACUUUACGAUUACACACAUAUGCAUAUAUUGUAUAUAUAUUGUAUUAUUAAAAUUUUCACGCAAUCGACAAUUAUCAUAAUCAUAAUGAAUUAAAUGUGAAUAUCACAAAAUCAAACUUAAAAAAAUCAUUUAUUUUUGUCAUAUCUGUUGUGAACUUUGAUGAGAUAAAAUAAUUUAUUUCUUUUUUUAUAUUACAUUACAAUUUUUAAUUCCAAAGGCAAACUUAUAAUGAUAAUCGGGAUAAAAUAUCUUAUCCUGUGAAUAAAAUGAAAUGUAAUAUUAAUUACGAUUAUUCAUAAGAUAAUUGCUUGUUUUAUUACUCAAGAUAAGAAUUUAUUGAGAAACAGUUGCAUUUCAAAGAAAUAUAGAAAGAUGUACCAUUUUAAGUUAUGAUACACCUGUAUUGAAUUAUAUGAUAAAAAGUUUAUUAUGUUUAUUUACCAGACGUGAAGUGUUACGCAAUAUAUAUGUAUACAUAUACAUACAUACAUACAUAUGUAUAUAUUGUUUUCAAUAUUAAAGACUUCAUCAAUACAAUUAUCAUUAAAAGUUAGACGAAAUAGUUUGAAUAUUGUUAAGAAACAUGUAUUUAUUUCUAUUCCAUUAUUUCUAUUAUUUACACUUAUUUUAUUUAUUUUCGCAACAAAUUAUAAACAGUGCUUUGCAUCACGAGGUAAAAAAAUAUUUCAGUAAAUUUUCAGUAAAUACAUUUAAUUAAAUCGUUGAAUGUAUAUGUAUAUAAAAAAUGGCAUUUUGUUAAAGUUAAUUUAAAAAUUACUGUUAUAUAUGUGUAUUUAUAUAACUAAUAUCGCAUAAAUUUAUUUGUAUUUGUCGGAGGUUUACUAAAAAUGUUGAGAUUGAACAAUGUUGUAGUCUAAAUAGAUUGCGCAAUCAAUUAAUAUUCAUCAUUCAUUAUCCAUUACAAUUAACAUAAAUGUGCUAUAAAUUGUCAACACAUAAACCAAAGGAACCUAUUAUUCGUGUCAUAUUAAUGAUCGUGUUUUGAAAUUUCUACUUGCUGUAAGAUUCUAGAGGUAAUACAGCUCUCAAAGAAAAAUAAUUUUAGGUCAAAUAAUGAUUUAUAUUUUGAUAAACAAUGAAAAUAUCAAAAUAAUCAGUGGAUUAAGAAUUUCUGUUUAGCAUGUAAAUAUAUGUAAUGUCCUAUCGGCAGAAGCUUACGGCAACGUUUCGAUCCUCCGCUUUCAUAACGUCCGCACGAGCGCACGAUAUAAAAAACGCACAAAUUUCUGUUAGCUCAUAUGUCAUCACUAUAAGAUUAUUACUAUAAGAACAAAAUAAGAAAUUAUGUAAGUGCACAGUCGCUAAUUGUAAGAAUUUUUUUUUAAUUUAGAAGACACAUUCACAUAAUCAUACGUUCUCAUAAAACACACAUGUCACUAAUCAUUUCACGUGAUCCAAAUUGUCCAACAUUCCGAUCAGUAGAAAUCUACAUAACGUGAAAUUAGGUAUCAAUUUUAUACCUAAAUAUUAAACAUUUUCUAUGUCAGUUUAACUCUUUCUUGUCUUAUCCAUCAUAUCGUUCCACUUCUUAAAUACUUAUAUAUAUAAAAAUAUCAAUAUUAUUACUGAAUUUUCUUUAAUACAUAAUAAUGGUAAGGGAUGAUAAUGAAUUGUAAUCACGUAAUUGUCAUCGUCACGUAAUAAGUAUUAAUUGUGUAGUCAUUCAUGUGUAAAAGAACCAUGUUUAUUCUUACGACUACAGCUUGUGCGAGUCAAAGUAUGAAAGACCAAAGUAACGUUAAAAAUCAAAAAUUUUCUAAUAGAUUUUCUAUCGAAAUUCUGCAUCUCUAGGCAUCUUUAUACUAAAUAAUCAGAUGUUACCUACGUUUAUUUGAAUUAGUAACAAGUAUAUUCGUAUAACUUAUGUAACUUUUCUAGAAAUUGCAUAUCAACAAAAUAUUUUUUAUGCAAUUUUCCUUUUUUAUUUCAUUUAUUGAAAUUACAUUGUCAAUUUUAUGAAAUUGUUUAAAAUUUUUUUAGAAAGCCUGAAAAUACUUUAGAAAGAAUUACAUGUUUAAAAAAAUUUAUUCAAUAAAACUUUUAUUCAAAACAUUAUAAGCACAGUGAAGAUAGCAAUUUAUAGACAAUUAUUGAUUUAUAAAGUAUCUUAUAUAGCACAAAAAUAAUUUAACGCGUUGUUAUCAAUUAAACUUUAUAGUUAUACUUUCCGUAUAAUGCUGUUAAUAUUUUAUAUUAGUGUCAAAGAUUCUUUAUGUUAUCACUGUUAGAUACUACAGUGACAUUUAUUUAUUUAAAUAAUACGUAUAAAAGAGUGCUUUUAAAGACAAAUAAUAUAUUGUAAUUGUCAAUGUGUUCACGUUAUGUGACCUCGUGUCGAAUAUUCGGAAAGGACGUAUAAUGCAUCGACAUAAAUGACACAUCUAAAGUAUCCUAUUUAUAUCUGUUAUGAUGUAUGUGAUCGCUUUAAAUAAAUAUAAUAUAAGUAAC
This is a messenger RNA of Monomorium pharaonis (pharaoh ant), 5176 nucleotides long. It is a transcript of the gene CRMP, whose product is annotated as dihydropyrimidinase. The transcript is spliced from 10 exons. Gene Ontology annotation, cellular component: cytosol; cytoplasm. Gene Ontology annotation, molecular function: dihydropyrimidinase activity. The record is from RefSeq and is a predicted model, not a curated record. Bases 232 to 2052 code for a protein of 606 amino acids. Gene Ontology annotation, biological process: pyrimidine nucleobase catabolic process. NCBI's taxonomy places the organism in Eukaryota, Metazoa, Arthropoda, Insecta, Hymenoptera, Formicidae.